Molecule: messenger RNA, 1287 nt
Organism: Gasterosteus aculeatus aculeatus (three-spined stickleback)
Lineage: Eukaryota; Metazoa; Chordata; Actinopteri; Perciformes; Gasterosteidae
Source: RefSeq, a predicted model, not a curated record
GACUCCGCUGGUUUUGUGUAUGAGAACAAGCUCGCGAUGGCCACACGCUGGGGAAUAUGCAGUGCGGGCAAAAUUAGUCACGACUUCUCGGUUGCUUUACGGACCCUGAAUCCCGGUGACCACGAGAUAUUGGCUGUCGCAGCAAGGGACCUGCACCAUGCCAAAGAAUUUGCCAAAAAGCACAAUAUCCCUCGAACAUAUGGCAGUUAUGAUGAGUUGGCAAAAGAUCCAGACAUCGAUGUGGUGUACAUUGGCAACAUCCACCCUCAUCACCUGACUACUGGCAAACUUUUCAUGAAGUCCAAUAAGAAUGUGCUCAUUGAGAAGCCUCUGGCCAUGAAUUCAAGGGAGGUGCAGGAACUCAUUGCUACAGCUGAAGAAAACACAGUCUUUCUCAUGGAGGCAGUUUGGACACGAUUCUUUCCCGUAUCUCGAGAAGUGAGGAGACUUCUAGCCCAGAGGGAGCUGGGUGAUGUUCAGAUGGUGAGGGCUGAUCUGGGGGCUCCACUUACCCACAUUCCUCGCUUGGCUGAGAGGAAGCUGGGAGGAGGCGCACUGCUGGACCUGGGCAUCUACUGUCUGCAGUUUGUACUGAUGGUUUUCAAUGGAGAGAAGCCCAAGUCCAUCCAAGCCACGGGCCAUUGCAUAGACACAGGUGUUGAUGGAACAGCGGUUUUGGUCCUUAAGUUCUCCGGAAACAGACUGGCCAUUUGCACGUGUUCGAUCACCAUGAUGCUGACUUGUGAUGCGGUUAUCACUGGGACCAAAGGCACGAUUAAGGUACCUGACCAUAUGUGGUGCCCUACAACCUUGGAAGUGAAUGGGAAGGGGACGCUGUUCCCCCUCCCAGAGCCCGGCAUGCCACUAAACUUCACCAACAGCACCGGGCUACGGUAUGAAGCCGAUGAGGUGCGCCACUGUCUGCUGCAAGGGCUAAAGGAGAGUCCAGGAAUGCCGUGGGCUCACUCCAGCAUAUUGGCAGAAAUGAUGGAUGAGGCCAGAAGACAACUGGGAGUGACGUAUGAUCAGGACAACAUCCAGUGACGGGUUCUCAGGGACGUUGUCGGGAUCACGUCUAAGGAGCAGUCUUGAAACUUCACCAUCCCGAUCUGUGUCCUUUUGAAAGUCAGGUCAAAUAGGAUCAUUGUUUUUGUGGACCCAUUUGAUGGCGACCAGCCAGCAUAGGACCCUAAAACCAAAGCUGCUGCUGUGACGUGUCAUAAUGCCGUCUAUAUGAAAGGCUAGUCCCUUGAUGUUUUCUUAUAAUAAUAAACACGUGAAAAUCUA